This is a messenger RNA of Cyprinodon tularosa, 1309 nucleotides long. RefSeq names its product galactosylgalactosylxylosylprotein 3-beta-glucuronosyltransferase 1-like. Gene Ontology annotation, biological process: chondroitin sulfate proteoglycan biosynthetic process; carbohydrate metabolic process. Gene Ontology annotation, cellular component: Golgi membrane. Bases 238 to 1161 code for a protein of 307 amino acids. The transcript has 5 exons. Lineage: Eukaryota; Metazoa; Chordata; Actinopteri; Cyprinodontiformes; Cyprinodontidae. The record is from RefSeq and is a predicted model, not a curated record. Gene Ontology annotation, molecular function: galactosylgalactosylxylosylprotein 3-beta-glucuronosyltransferase activity.
UUCCUUAUCCAUUUCUUCAGGAUCACAGUGUCUGUGGGGAAGGACCUGGACUGCAAAUAGUCCCAAAAUAUAUUUCAAACCAUAACUAAUAAGACCGUUAAGUGGCAGGACAGAAAGAGGAAUACACGGAUGUAAUCACGCAGCAUCUUCAGUCGGCAAUAAGGUUGGCAACACGUUUUUUUCCCCAUAUCUUUAUAUUCCUUGCAGAAAGUGAGGUGAACCAGUGGAACAUUGAAGAUGGCAAAGAAAUACAACAUUAUGUCUAUUUUGCUGAUUAUGUUACCAUGGCUUCUCCUCAUCAGUGUUUGGCAACAGAGCAAUAUCACAUCUGUCAUUUUUUCUCAAAAAGUAAUGGCUCGCAAAGACUAUGUUUACCGACGGCCCCCGCCCUGGUCCAAAACCCUUCCUACUCUCCACAUCAUCACUCCCACUUACAGCCGCACAGUGCAGAAGGCUGACCUGACUCGUCUGGCCAACACUCUGCUUCAUGUCCCCAACCUGCACUGGAUCGUGGUGGAGGACUCCAAGAAUAGGACUGUUCUAGUUAGCCGCUUCCUUCAGGAAACAGGGCUUAAAUACACACACCUCAAUGUAGAGACCCCUUCAAACUUUAAACCCAAAGGGGAGACUACAAGUCGCAAAAUACCACGUGGUACGUUGCAGAGGAACCUGGCCCUGCAGUGGCUUAGAGAGACCUAUCCUGUAAACUUCAGCCAGCCUGGAGUCGUUUACUUUGCUGAUGAUGACAACACAUACAGUCUGCAACUGUUUGAAGAGAUGAGGUACACGAAAAAGGUGUCUGUGUGGCCCGUGGCAUUAGUGGGGGGUAUACGAUACGAAACACCCAAAAUAAAUGCCCUAGGCAAGGUGUAUGGUUUUAAAACUAAAUUUGACCCAACCCGACCUUUUGCCAUAGAUAUGGCUGGGUUUGCAGUGAACCUUAGCCUGAUUCUGUCCAAACCUCAGGCUAACUUCCAGUUGCAAGGGGUGAAAGGAGGAUAUCAGGAGAGCAGCUUACUGAAGGAACUGGUGACUCUCAGUGAAUUGGAGCCUAAAGCUUCAAACUGCACUAAGGUAUUAGUAUGGCACACACGGACUGAGAAGCCUUCACUGGUACGUGAGGGCAAGAAAGGAUUUACAGACUUAAAUGUGGAAAUAUGAUGUAUUUCAUUCAUGGGGGGUUCUAGACAGGGGCCAACGGCGGCCAGUGCCCCUGUAAUGGCCCUUGUAUUGAAGACAUAAUACUUAAAAGAAAUUCCAAUGAUGAUAUGUGCUGGAAGGAUACUUAGUUACUGAUAGUACCUUUGGA